AUGGGAAAGGGGGAGAAGAAGAAGCUGGAGAAGGUGCGGAGCGCGGCGCGGCAGGAGGUCGGCAAGCUCUACAUCAUCGCCGCCUGCCUCGCGCUGCUUGUCUGCGGUACCUGCAGCUGCAGUCAUCCCAAACGGAAGAAAAGCAAGAAACAGGAUAAGACCACCAGCAAACAGAUAAGGAAGUAG
Molecule: messenger RNA, 186 nt
Organism: Miscanthus lutarioriparius
Lineage: Eukaryota; Viridiplantae; Streptophyta; Magnoliopsida; Poales; Poaceae
Source: the annotation of a GenBank genome assembly